UUUGCAACAAAAUUUCAUUCCUCUUUUUAUAUUUUUCAUGAGUGAAAACUAAUCAAUCUGUUGAUUAAAUCGUUCUUCUAAUCACUCAACUAAUUGUUAUUAUUUGUCUUAUUUAUCUUUGUGAAUUGUUCUUUGUGGAAAUUCAGUAAAAAUAAUGGGUGUAGUGUUUAUUAUCACAUUUUAAUUGUUUUUAUGCUUCCAUCUGUUUCAACCGUCCCAUCAUAACCAUCAGUAAACCUGUCAUAACCUUUAUCAUCAAGCAAAUUUUAAAACAUGAAUCUACUAUAAUGAACAGAGAAAGGAUCUCUAUUUCUAUGGUGUCUUCGAUAGUCAAGAAAAUAUUUUUAUUUAUUUUUUUAUUAAAUUAUCAUGAUUGUGAUCCAGUUGAAAGAUCGGAUGCCUUGAAUCUAGUCAACCAGUACAACAGUGAAAACUCUAUCGAUCUAGGUUCUAAGGAGCUGCGACAGACCAAAUCGGUGAAAAAAAGUUUAAAUAAUUUUAAUUACAACCUUACAUAUGGAUGGCCGGUUAUUGGUGCUCAACUGGGUCAAAUCAGUGCAGUUGACAUUGAUCUUGAAGGCAAUAUUGUUAUCUUUCAUAGAGGAUCUCAUAAAUGGAAUGACCUGAGUUUUAAUAAUCUUAAUAAUCAUUACCAGCAAAUUGCGGAUGGACCCAUUCCCAUCGCCACUGUAAUAGCCAUUGAUCCCAAAACAAGAAAGCUUGUCUACAGCUGGGGCGCUAAUCUUUUUUACCUACCUCAUGGCUUAACCUUUGAUACCAAAGGAUAUGUUUGGUUGACUGAUGUUGCACUCCAUCAAGUGUUCAAAUUCGUCGCUAAAGGUUCAGAUAAGCCUGAAAUGGCGUUAGGUGAAGCAUUUGUUCCAGGAAACGACGAUAAACAUUUUUGCAAGCCAACUAGUGUAGCAAUAGAUUCGAGAAGUGGAGAUUUUUAUGUUGCUGACGGUUAUUGUAACUCAAGGGUCAUUAGAUUUAACAGUGAAGGCAAGCUUCUGAAUCAGUGGGGUCAGCCUGAAUCAGCUGCACCCACUCCUUCUGUUAAUACUUUUAAUAUUGUACAUAAAGUUGUACUUAUCGAAGAGUCAAACACUGUCUGUGUUGCUGAUCGAGAACACGGAAGGAUUCAAUGUUUUAAAUCACCAUUAGGUGAAUUCAUAUUUAGUAUAUCUAUCAAUGAGUUUUCUGGUCGACUUUUCUCCAUUUCUUACUCACCUUUUGGAGGAGGUAUUUUAUUUGCUGUGAAUGGUGGAAGUUAUUUUAAUCCUGAAGCACCAAUCAAGGGUUUCCUAUUCAACUUAACAACCCGUGAACUUUUGACUUCUUUUGGGGAUUUCAAGCAACCCCAUGACAUCGUUGCUUCUAAAGAUGCUAAAAGUGUAUAUAUUGUCGAAAUUGGACCAAAUUGUCUUUGGAGAUUCGAAAAAGAAGUGCCUAUCGGAUCCCCAAUUUUAUCACAAAAUUCUGAUGGAGCAACUGGGACUAAAUUAUCGUUGCCGUUGAAGAAUUCGAGUAACUUAAACAUAGCGCGUACUUUUAUUCUUAAAUCACAACUCAUUCCAGCGAAGAUUGCAUCUUUAUCAAGUUCUCCAGCUCUACUUUUGGUGCUUGUCCCUUUAAUAAUAUCAGUCAUUAUAAUUAUUUUAAUUGUUCGUCGCAGAACCUCUCGACUUAGUAGCUAUUCGCCAUUGCAGGAAAUCAAAGGAUGGGUGACGGGCUACAAAGCUACAAAGAACGAGCUAAACCUUGGUAGGAUUUUACAUGAUCCUAAAAGAUCUGGAUUUAAUCAAUUAGCUAUGGAUGAGAGUGAUAAUGAAGCAGAACUAAUCAAUGGGGAUAUUCACAGUGAAUCUGAAGUUGAAGAGUUCAAUGUUAGUUCUAUUCGUAAAAUUUAAACCAAAAUCAUCAAAAAUAUAUAACUUCUUUAUGUAUUAUGAUAUGGUAUGAAUCACACAAUUAUUAUAGCAGUUUUACUCUGAUUCAAUUAUAUUUGGAUGCCAACAAAAAGCUGAUGAAAUUGGUUCUCUAAAUGUACUCAUCCAUCUUUUUGCAACAUCGAAAUUUCCUUCUCAGGAAGUUGUUUUUUAUCAGUUUUUUACUAUCAUUUAUCUCCAUGGAACAAAUUGACGUCAAAAAAGUGAAAAACACUGACUGCAGUUACAAUUGUUUUCAAGAUUUUAAAAGAUUCCGGACGACUGACCACCAAACGUAUUUAAAACAAAAGAAAGAAAUUUAUAAUAAAACAUGAAUAUAUUUAAAUUAA
Tetranychus urticae (two-spotted spider mite) is the source of this 2278-nucleotide messenger RNA. RefSeq names its product peptidyl-alpha-hydroxyglycine alpha-amidating lyase 2. Gene Ontology annotation, cellular component: extracellular region. Lineage: Eukaryota; Metazoa; Arthropoda; Arachnida; Trombidiformes; Tetranychidae. The record is from RefSeq and is a predicted model, not a curated record. Gene Ontology annotation, molecular function: protein binding.